UGUUAAGUGGCUAUGUGUAAUUCUCUCCAGCUUCAGCCACAGAGCCAGACAAUCAAAGUGAAGCAGUGAAGUGUGUUUCCCAUCACUAAGGGCCAUGUCAGCAGCAAGCCCAUUAACUGCCAUGUGUAAUAACAACUCCUUAUCCUAUGCACAUGAUAAGGAAAGAGUCCCUCUUUCCAGUACUUUUGAUAAAGAAGUGGAGCUUAACAGGCUGUUUACAAAUACACCAUUUAGAAGAGGCUGUUUGCUACCCUAGAUGGUAAAUUAUCACUAAUGCAUACAAGGCUGUACCACCCCAACAAGCAAUACAUACAUAUGUAGAAUAUGGUAUGCUGGGCCCCAACACUAGGCUUUGUGGAGGAUGUGGUUACCUCCCAACACAACAGCAAAUCUCAGCUGAAAGAAAGUGCUGAAGUGGAAAGGAGACAGCAUGACAAAGCUCAGGAGUGCUGAGGGCUCUUGAACACUGCAGUUAUUUUGAGGUAGGAAGCAUUUUGCAUGGGAACAGGUGCUGUCAAGAUCAAGACCUUUGGGGCUUAUAGUAUGGUUUUGUGGAACACUGGGUAUAAAACCCCCAAAGUAGCUAUGCUACUCUGAAAAACUCUUUGCUCCCAGAGUGGUUCAUGACCAAGCAGUGAUCGGUGUCUUUAUUUACUAUCUUAGAAUUCUACAUAUUUAUGCAGCUAAAGGUAUGAGGGCGUAUACAUUGGCAGCUGCAGAGCGCAUGAAAUUGCUGCGAAGACUUGAUGUCAAGGAACACAGAGGAAAGACUCCUCUACUGGUGGCUGUCACUGCCAGGCAGCCAGCUAUUGUCUAUGAUUUAAUCCAGGCAGGAGCGGAUGUCAAUGCUGUAGACAACAAAGGGCAGUCAGCUUUACAUCUUGCUGCAACAUAUGGCUAUGCCCAAGUUCUUCAGGUUAUACUGUCAAUAGGUUUCCCUCUUGAUUUAGAAAUGAAGGAUUUUGAAGGGCACACUCCACUCCACUGUGCUGUUCUGGCCCACAAUUCCCUGCUCCGAGAACAGGCUUGCCCCAUGUUGCCUGAGGAACAGCAGAAAAUGCUUCAGCACCAGAGUGAAGAGCUGGAGUCCUGUAUCCAGCUCCUAGUGCAAACAGGAGCCUCCAUCUACAGCAGGGAUGUCAAAAGCAACAAGACAGUUCUUCAUUAUACAGUGCAGGAUGGGAACCUCUCACUGCUCAGAUACUUCUUGGAGUUGAAUGCUUUCAAAUCCAAGGACUUUGUCAACAACAAGGCCCAUGGCAACACAGCUCUGCACAUGGCAGCCGCAUUGCCUCAUGACAAGAACCAGAAAGAAAUUGUCCAGUUGCUCCUUGACCACGGGGCAGACCCAAGCAUCCGAAAUCUAGACAACGAUCAGCCAAUCCACAUGGCUCCUUCUGGAAAAGCUGGAGAUCAGGUUAGGCAUUUGCUGAAGAAAGGGAAAGUUGCAUCUGCAUUCAUUUCCUGUCACCAAAGUGCCAGAUCCUAGGUUGCCUGCAGCUUCUGGAAUGGCUUCAACCUCAGCUUGCUGAUUGCACUCUUAGGAAAAUCCGAACAUCCCUGCUCCUAGCGUCUUUAAAUCAGGGUGGGAUGACAGUGUUUCUCAACCUAUGAACCAUGAGUAACAUAUCAGAAGAUGAGCUUUCAAAUGUCUGAAAACUUUAUUUUGUUAACAGAUUGCUAAUAAGCCUCAAGCAUUGCUUGCAAACAAAGAGGCAAGCAAAACAAAUGGCUGUUACAUAAAUAAGCAACCUGUACUUGAUUUGGUGGUAACUGAAACCCAUAGUGGUGAAGGAACACAAGACAGUAAUUUGGUUAGAAAAGGUUGAGAAAUACUGCUCUCGGACAUGCUCAACCUGUGCCUCUGUUAGGUUCUGUAACAGAGGUACUGGUUGAAAUGUUGAAGCCUUUUUGAUGUGCAAUUACCUUCACUGUGCCUGCUAGCCUGGGAAUGCUGGAACCUGAGGGGGAGGAAAAGACUGGACAGAAGAGGUCAUGUCAGCUUGAGGAGUCAUCCAUGGCUGUAUUUUACUUGAGUGAAUGGACAUUUGAACUCAAGAGCUCUAAGAGAGGGUUUCUGCAAGCUGCUACUACCCCAUUUCUUAGCACUUUGUGGAAGAAAGCUGAAGCAGCUGUCCAUUGCCACAGCACUUAAGAAGAGAGAUGCUUGUAAGUGCAACUACAUGGGGAAGGUUCUCAGCAGGACAGGUUCUCAGCAGUACGGUUUUGUGUGGCUCCUGAGUGCUUCCCAGUGAAGGGGUUCCUCUUUGAGUCAUCUGAUCCAAUGCAAGUUUCCAGCUCUGAUGGCAAAUAGCAGCUCUGGAAGCACUUCAGGGUGAGGAGCUGAAACCUCACCUGAACUAAUGCCUGUAUAGGAGACCAAGGCUUCCUUUGGGUCUUCAUCAGCUUUUAGAUAUGGACAGGGUAGAAAAUCUUUGAGCUGUGUGUACAUGAACACAGCAGGGUCAGAGUGCAAUGUGGUAAGUGCUUUUCUAUUCCCAUUAUUAUCUAAGGGGGCGUUUUAAUAGAUUCUUCUUAUCCUUUCUGUGAAAUGAUUUGUGAAUUGCUGUGCAAUCAACUGGCAACACUGUCCGCUGAGUCAAUAUGACUGAAGGUAGAUGCCUGAUGGAAGAGAAAGCCAUGUUUUGACAAUCCCCUUCACAGAGGGUGUCUCGUCUUCAGUACACACUCUGAAUUAGAGUUCACUGAUUUCUCAGUGUUGCACAAGUUAUUAUUUCUAACAGGACUAAACAACAAGAUGAAGGGCAGAUGUCUGAAAUCACUGCUGUAACUUCCUUUAUCCCCCACUGACUAACUCAAAUGAGGGUUUUCUAAAGCACUUGUCAGACUCCCAGACCUGGACUGUUUAAACAACUGUUUAGCAGACUUGAACAAAAGUUCUUAAGAAAUGCAGAGAUCUCAGCUUUCACAGACCUCAUCUCUGCUGUUUUGCUAUUGCUUCUCACUACAUCAUAUUUACAAACCUGCCAACAUCCACUGACAAUAAAAAGCAGAGCUGUAUUUGCAUGUGUUUGCAUAAAUUUGCAUGUAUCUGGGCAUAGGCCAGCAAAAGCAUGUGCUUUAUUACUUUGAAGGGAUGUUACAGCAAGCCCUGAAUUGAAUGACAACUGCAUCAGUGAGUUAGUGCGGUGUGUCAAGACAAAAUGAUCAAUGAAAUUAUCCAUUUCUUGAACUCGCUAGUAAUAAGACUGUAAGAUUGUGACUAGCAUGUGGCAUGUGAUGCACUAGGGAAAAUGUAAAAAGCUUUUUUGCCAUUGAGAAAUGUCUGUGAGAUGGCAGAAAUCCUUUUGCAGCAAGUGAAAAAAAUACAUGAGCUGUUUACUA
Molecule: messenger RNA, 3345 nt
Organism: Neopsephotus bourkii (Bourke's parrot)
Lineage: Eukaryota; Metazoa; Chordata; Aves; Psittaciformes; Psittacidae
Gene: NFKBID
Product: NFKB inhibitor delta
Exons: 7
Coding region: 692-1489 (265 amino acids)
Biological process (GO): regulation of gene expression
Cellular component (GO): nucleus
Molecular function (GO): protein binding
Source: RefSeq, a predicted model, not a curated record